GCAAGGUUUGGUGAGUAGGGCGGAUGACGGAGAGCUUCCGACCCCACUUAUUGCAACUCGGAGACCGUCUGCUGUGCAGCAUGAGGUCGCGCGUUGUCGUGCGGGAGCAGCGGAGAGGAGCGAUCGGCCAACGCCGGUCGGAGAUGUGCCAGCUUCAAUCGUUGUGUUCAGUUCUUCACAGUACGCAUCUGCAGUGAUGCUCAUCCCAUUGGUAAGAAGCUGUGAGGAAUCACACUACCAAAUAGUGACCAUCACUUUUCUAGGGGUUAGUUUUCAUUUAGGGCAUUGUUUAGGUGCUGAACCAGGAUCCAACCAACUUGCUGAGCGCUUGAGGUUAUCAAACAGAAUUCAUUUUUCAUCGCAGGUGAUCAAUGAAAGAAAGAAAGAAAGAAAAGAAAGAAAGAAAAGUUUAUUUAGAAUACACAUCAUACAAAGAAAAGAGAGAAAAAAAAAAAACAAUAAAUUAAAAUACAUUGCACCUUGCAUGAUGUGAUCCUAAGGGUCACCAUAUUGCAGUGUCCGUAAGGAUACCGCGCUGAUCUUCCGUGGAGCCAUUAAGGUGACGUUUGGACGGUAUCGAGACGUGCGGAGCGCCUCUAACAAACAUCGACAAAUAUUAAAAGAAGACAGAUACGUAAAUUAAAUACAAAAAUAUUACUAGUAGAAACAAGUGGUAAAAAUAAGCCAAUUAUAAAUAAUAAUACAAUAAAUAAAUGAUAACAUAAUAAUUUGGUAAAUAAAUAUUAUAAUAAAUUAAACAAAACAAAGGACCCAUUACUUAUAUGUUUUAAAUUAAAAGAUAAUGUUUUCGAAUUUUGGUUUUAAAAGUGGUCUUGGAUAUUUUUAAAUUACGAAGAGGAGGAGGCAAAUCAUUCCAGCACUUUGUUGCCGCGAAUUUAAAGCUUGCAGCUCUGAAAUGUUGCGGCACUUUAAGGGUCCAGACUCGAUUUGAUCUUGUCAAGGAUGUUUUGUUCCACUCUAGCUUAUCAAAUAAGUAAGCAGGCUGCUGAGACUUCAAUACUCCAAAUAGAAGUGUAGCAAGGUGAAGAUUCCGUCUCGCUUUCAUAUUGAGCAGUUUAGCUUCGUUAAUAAACGGCGCAACAUGCGUUCUGGGGGGAAUAUGAAAACAGAACCGGGCACAUGCAUUUUGGAUGCGUUGUAUUAGCCGUUGAGUGCGAACGAGCAGUCGUGGCCCAUACAAAGCAUCAGCGUAGUUUAAUUUUGAGAGUAUUAAAGACUCACAUAUCCCAACACGCACAUCUACACUCAUAUAAUUCCGUACACGGUAUAAAGUUCUUAAUCUAUAAAAACAACUGCGCACUGUUUCCAAGAUAUAACCUUCAAAACGCAAUUCAGUAUCUAUCAGUACCCCUAAAUUUCUAGCCUCAUUAAUACGCUGCAGCACUUGAUCUUUAAUACAUAUAGCAGAGAGGUUUGGCGAUACCUUUGCGACUGCCUGACGAGAGCCAAGUAACAUGAACUUUGACUUGUCAGCAUUUAGUACUAACUGAUUAUUAUUCGCCCAGUUUGCUAUAUUUUCCAAGUCAUCGUUUAGUUUACUAACGGCAUCACUAUAAUCAUCAGGUUUAAAAGAAAUAUACAGUUGAGUGUCGUCUGCAUACAUAUGAUAAUUUGAGUUAUUAAUACUGUCUACUAUGUCUGCAGUAUAUAUAAUGAAAAGUAAGGGACCUAAGAUAGAGCCUUGUGGGACUCCUCGAGACAAAAGUUUAGAUUCUGAGGUAGCUAUCCAUCCCGUGGAAUCGCGCAAUUCAACGUACUGAGUACGCUGAGACAGAUAGCUUGCAAACCAACUGAUGGAUUUUGUCGAGAACCCGUAAAAUGAAAGUUUUGCUAAUAAUAACGAAAUAUUAAUUGUAUCAAAUGCUCGAGAAAAAUCUAACAAAGUUAACACCGUUACUUCACCUUUGUCUUGUGAUGCUAACAUAUUAUCAACCACAUCAAUAAGAGCGGUGGUAGUACUUCGAAACUUUCUAAAACCGGAUUGCUUGUUUGGAAGAAAUAUUGUUACUUUCAAGGUAUUGAGACAGUUGAUUACAAACAACUUUUUCAAGUAUUUUAGAGAGACAAGGAAGUAUGCUAAUCGGUCUUAAAUCCUUUAAUUCAAGUACAUUCUGUUUUUUGGCAACGGUUUGACCACAGCAUUUUUCUAUAUUUGCGGAAAAGUACUAGUUUUAAUGGAAUGAUUGACAAUUUCAAUGCGGUUCAAAUUCCUUCAUUCGUGUGUCUGUCGAGCAGUGUCUCGACGAGUACUUCGCGCUGGCCAUCGUCGAGUUCGUGGGGCACUCAUUUAUCAAGCUUGCCAAUACGCAAAAACUUUGACGCAAAUAGACCAAUAUUGUUUUGACGCUAACGUCGAAAGCUGCUGCUAAUUCAGCCGUAGCUUGUGUAUCUUCGGCUUCCACAAUCGCCUGUAAUUGUCGACCAAAGUCUUCGGUCGACCGCGAGGUUCAUUUUUCAGGCCGAAAUUCCCAGAACGGAAGCGAGCAAAUCAAUAACAGUUGGUUGGCGUUGGUUUGUAGUGUUAGCUCCGCAGACGUCGUUAAUGUCGCGUGCCGCUUGUGCCGCGUCGCUGCCACGACGGUGACGGUACGCAUAUGCCAUAACUACUCGAAUAUUUAACGUAUCCUUGAUGACGAAAAAGGCUGAAAUGCGAUGAAAAUGUAACACUAAACAAUAAACAAAUGACAACUUUUGGAAAAAGAAUUCCAUGUUUUUUAAAUAAAAUUAAUUUGAAAUUAGAAUUCUUUACCAAACAAAAAUUAUUUUGAUUUGAAAUGGUCAGUAUUGUAGAACGGCAAUUUUAUAGGUACCUAUUAAUAAUAAUAAUAAUAAUAAUUACUAAUGGUAAGUGCUGAAUAAUCAUAGGGUUUAAAAAAUGUCUACUAUAUAAAAAAAAAUUAUUUAAAACAAUGGGGAUGAUGACUAGGUUUGAAUAUAUUGAUUUUUAUGAUACAUUCGGGUAAAUAAGGUCAAUGUUAACUAAUUUAUACAUAAAAAGCAAAGAUUCAAAAAAAAAAGAUAUAAAAAUAAAAUUUCAAAAUCUAUUAAAUUUUUUUUAUUGUAAUUAGAUGAAAAUUCAUACAGUUUUAGCUUCCUUACAUUAAUGUGACAUUUUUCAAUAAAUGAACUAUAAACAUAAACGCACAAACAACAAAGAUAUUAGUAAUUUUGUUUGAACGCCCAUACAAACCUAAAGAUGAGCGAGCCAACGACGACGCUGUAUGGGGCGUUUUUCAGGGAUCCGCGGCAGCGCCGCAAAUCUGACCCUUUAAAUCCCUGUAGCUCCGAAAGUAAUGAUCGCAGAUACCCUGUUCCUUUUACAAAAUUGCUUUGCUGUUAGUAUACUCUUAAUUUAUGUACAAUUUAAAAAACUGUCAUCAUCCCUAUUAUUCACCGCUGCAGUAUUUCCGUAUUGCAGGGGCUUUAUUAAUAAGUGUCAAUGUUAGAGAAAUUUAGAAUACAAAAUAAUUAUUACCAUUGGUGUUCUUUUAUUCAUUAUAGAUACCCACAUCCCAUUGUAGCGGGUCGUCGUAGCGACCCGGCGAGGUCUGCCGCGCGGGCGUUUGCUGGACAACGCACAGGCAUUUCAUCUAACUCAGUUCAAAUUAACACCAGCCAAAACGCCAGCGUUGCAAGAUGAUUUAAGAGUUGUAGUGUCAUCAUCACCAUCACCAUCACCAUCACCAUCACCAUCACCAUCACCAUCACCAUCACCAUCAUCAUCAUUGACAACCCAUAUUCGGUUGACCCUAACCCAUCACUAUUGAGCACGAGUCUUUUCUCAGAAUGAGAGGGGUUAGGCCUUUGUCCACCACGCUGACCAAAUGACAAUGGCCAAAGGACAGCUAAGGGAACCCCUUAAUAGUAUAGGUACAGUAGCUACCAUGUGAUUGGGCUUGAUUAAUUUGCAGUGAUAAUAACUUUUAUAUAAGGGUCGUCAACACAAGCAAAGAAGAUUUUGAAUAUUCAUAUUUAGUAGGGUAUAGGUAGACGGGGAGUGAUGUAUACGAGUAAAGAUUAAAGUAGUAUUUUUAAAUUUAGUUCGGUUGAUUGUACGUAAUAAGAAAAAUAAGUGUAAUUAAUGUAAGAAAAUAACGCCGUGGUUUAAGUCUUUAUAAUCAAAAUGUUUAAUAUUGUUCUACACUUAUAACAUGUUUUCACUAAAAAUGGUAAAAUAAAAAAUACAACCAACUUUAAAAUUACAAAAAUAUUUCUACUAAACAAAAAAGAAAAAAUAACAUCGCAUGUGCUACCUUCUGAUCAGUUUAAAGGCGGUUCCGACAGGCUACGACACCCAGAACAUCUAUAUGAUCGGUGAUAGGAGAUACUGUAAUAGGACACCCUGUGAGUAGACACGCCUGCGUUUUGCCAAAUUGGCAUCACCCCAGUCAGAAACUUUUUUAAGGGCAGAGUUCAAGCAUUCCACCAUCGCCUCUCGGAGUUCAUUGGUUUUUAUACCACUCCGUUACAGUGCUGUCAUCCGCAUACCCAAGGAUUCCAAGUUUAAGCGGGUCAUUAAUAUGCAGCAAAAAGAGUGUAGCGGAGAGAACAGGCCCUUGAGGAACUCCGGCAUCAAUAGCCAUUAAAUACGACGAGCAGCCAUCAGUGACUACACGAAAGGAACGUUCACUCAAGAAAUGAUGGAAUACCAUAAGCUGGAAGCUUACUAAGGAGGCCGUCAUGCUAGACCCAAGAGACAGCAAGGGCCUCUCCGUGCUUAUCAAGCCUGUUCAGUCGCAGAGAUAGCGAGUGACCCAUCGGGUUUCAGCAAAGGCGGCGGCGACGACCGACAGAAGUUCGUUUCCACUAAUUUCGCGAAGGAUCAAAAAGCUUUGCUGCCACUAGGGUAUGUAGCUAAUCUGGCUCCUAUGCGACUAGUGCGUGAAAAACGAGACUUCUUCAGAACUUUUUUUUGCAAGCCUUGGCAGAAAUAUUAAAUUGCGUUUUUUUCAGUUUCAAUUACGAACAAAAUGACCAUUACGACUACAAGCAGUAGCGGGCGACAAACGCUGACUGUUCGGUGCCAGCUGAGGCACAUCCGAUACAUCACAAAAUAUUCCAUUGCCCGAAACAUCACCUCGGAACUUGCACUUUCACAGCUUGAAGAAUUAUCGGAAAAAAAGCAAAUCUGCCGCCAACCUUCCGAUUUGUACUCCCAAACCCGUCUUGUAGAGCCAUGUGCGUAUGUAUGUAAGUAUGUAUGUAAGUAUGUAUGUAUCUUGUAUGUAUGUAUGUAUGUAGGUACUUAUUGAUUUAAUAUUUAUUUAUUGUAAUUAGCAGUAUAUUAUAAUUUUUAAUAUUCUUUCACCUGUCAAGGCAGAAACUAUAAGGGUAGAUAUAUAUUUAAGGAACAAGUUUUAUAAACCUACUUUCUUAUGACUAAAUGAACUAUCAUUACUAGCAGCAGCGCAGUAUGACAGCACAGGACUGAGCGCGGCGGGGGCGGGGGCGGCGGCGGCGGCGGGCGCAGGCGCGGCUGGUAUCGACGCGAGGGCGCGCGGCGCGGCCAGCAGUCGGGUGCCGCCCCGCACACGGCACACGGCGGCAGCGGCAGCAGCGGCAGCAGCGGCAGCAGCAUGGACGCGCAGCAGCAGCCCGCGCCCGCGGCCGCGCGCCCGCUCGUGCGCCCCGACGAGUUCGGCGAGGUCGACACCGCCAGGUACCCGGAGCCGCAGGAGGCCACGCACAAGGUGCGCGGGCGCGGCGACGUGCUGGAGCUGCUGUGCGGCGCGGGCGCCGUGGACCCCGAGCUGCUCACCGUCAAGACCUUCUACUUCUUCUUCUACUCCGCCUUCGGCUCGCUGUUCCCGCUCAUGGGCGUGUACUUCAAGCAGAUGGGCAUGAACGCGGGCCAGUGCGGCCUGCUCAUCGGCACGCGGCCGUUCGUGGAGUUCCUGUCGGCGCCCUUCUGGGGCGGGCUGGCCGACCGCUGGCGCAAGGGCCGCCUGCUGCUGCUGGCGUCGCUGGGCGCGUGGAUCGUGUUCACGCUGCCGCUGAGCUGGGUGCAGCCGGCCGCCGUGGCGUGCGUGCAGCCGCUCAACGCCAGCGCCUACCGCCUGGCGCCGCCGCGCUACGACGACGACUGGGCCGGGCCGCCGCGCGCCUGGCGCGGGCCGGCCGCCGGACGCGCCGGCAGCCCGCUGCCCGUGAGCGACGCGCAGAACUACUCGCCGGCGCAGCGCGACUGGGUGUCGCCGCUGCACUCCUUCGUGGUGUACAGCACGCCCGACAUCCAGAAGACGUUCUUCCUGCUGCUGCUGCUGGUGGUGGUGGGCGAGUUCUUCAGCGCGCCCGCCAUCACGCUGGCCGACUCGGCCGUCAUCACGCUGCUGGGCGAGGACGCCGACCGCUACGGCCACCAGCGCAUGUUCGGCUCGCUGGGCUGGGGGCUGGCCAUGUUCUUCGUGGGCAUCGCGCUGGACCACAGCACGGCCUUCAGCACGCACCCGUGCGGCGGCCCGCAGCGCUACGAGAAGAACUACACCAUCUGCUUCGCCACGUUCUCCGUGCUGAUGGGCGCCGCGCUGGUGACGGCCACGCAGAUCCGCUUCAAGUACGAGCCCGCGCCGGCGCCGCCGCCGCCGCCCGCCGCGCCCGCGUCGCCCACGCGCGAGGAGCGCCUGCAGCGCCAGCUGGCGGAGCAGCUGCAGCUGCCGGGGCUGGACACGGGCGCGCCGCCGCCGCCGCUGGAGCACGCCGAGGUGUUCGCGCAGACCACGCGCGAGAUGCCCGAGUGGGUGACGGUGCUGCGCCAGUUCCAGAACGUGAAGGCCGCCUCCUUCCUGCUGGUGGCCUGGUUCAUGGGCUUCGGCAUCGGCCUCAUCUUCACCUUCCUGUUCUGGCACCUGCAGGACAUCGGCGGCUCGCCCACGCUGUUCGGCGUGGCGUCCGUCAUCAACCACAUCUCCGAGAUCUUCGCCUACUUCUUCAGCUUCAAGCUGAUCACGCAGAUGGGCCACGUGAAGGUGCUGUGCCUGGGGCUGGCCGGCAACGUGGUGCGCUUCCUGUACAUCUCGUGGCUCCCGGCGCCGUGGUGGGUGCUGCCCUUCGAGUUUGUGCAGGGCGUGACGCACGCCGCCGUGUGGGCCGCCUGCUGCUCCUACAUCGCGCACGGCUCGCCGCCCGGCCUGCGCUCGUCGGCGCAGGGCGUGCUGCAGGGCCUGCACCACGGCCUGGGCCGCGGCUGCGGCGCCGUGCUGGGCGGCGUGGCCGUGGCGCGCUGGGGCACCACGCGCACCUUCGCGGGCUACGGCCUGCUGUGCGGCGUGGCGCUGGCCGCCUUCGCCUUCGUCAACUUCCGCGACGGCGGCGACGCGCCCGGCGCGCCCGACGACGAGGCGCGCGCCGUGGCCGAGGCGGGCGUGCUGGCGCCGCACGGCGUGCCGUCCAACCCGCUGCCGCGCGCGCUGUCGUCGUCGCGCCUGGCCGACCUGGCGCCCGACAACUACGGCGCCACGCACUCGCACGGCGACAGCCUGGCCGUGCCCGGCGCCGCGCCCGCCCCGCACAACCCCUUCCUGGCCGAGCCGGGCCUCCGGUAGGCCGCGCCGGCCGCUGCCGGUGUCUGUAAUAUUGAUCGAUUAGAUAGUUCCUUUUGAUGACAUGUUCGUUUCCACUCGAGGCGGGCGUCGCGCGCCCCGCCCCGCCUCGCCUCACUCAUCGCUGUAAAAACUUCGAACUAUUUUUGCGACUCCAAUACGAUUAAUAUAUUAAAUAAACAGAGUCUCGUUCGCUAUGUCUCUCGUCCGGCCGCCGCCCCCCGGCGCGCGCAGCGUGUAGUGCGCCGCUUGUUGUACUCGAUGUGGAGCUAUUCAUAUAAUUAUAGAUAAAUACAGCGAACGUACGUCUUCAUAAAGUAUUAUCGUGUAAAUGUGUGUACUCGUGGUGUGUGCUGUGCGACACGUCUCGUCUCGACGCCUCACGUCUCGUCACGACGCGUCACAUCUCGUCACGUCUUGUCACGUCUCGUCACGACGCGUCACGGCGAAUCAUGGCGCGUCACGGCGCGUCCCGUCAGCCCCGAUGCGACGACGUCAUAAUUAUGUUUGUUGACACGUAGUAGAUGUUUAUGACAUAGCUGUAAAUGAUCAUAGUGUAUGUAUACAUUUGUUGUAAACUAACUCUUUAGUGAUGUGAACGCGGCACAGUUAUAUAUUUUUGCACUGGCCGGGCGGCGCGGCGCCGGGCCGCGUGGCCGGGCCGGCAGCACUCCGGGCGCCCGGCCGGGCCGGCAGCGCUCCGGUCGCACAGAGCGCCCGUCGCAGGCUCCGAACCGGCGCCGCUCCAGAGUCGCGCCGGGCGCCGCGCCGCUGGCAACGAUCUUCGAUUUCUAAUAUAUUAUAAUAAUAAAUGUUGACUAUUCA
This is a messenger RNA of Bicyclus anynana (squinting bush brown), 8384 nucleotides long. RefSeq names its product major facilitator superfamily domain-containing protein 6 (gene jef). The coding region runs from base 5598 to 7562 and encodes 654 amino acids. NCBI's taxonomy places the organism in Eukaryota, Metazoa, Arthropoda, Insecta, Lepidoptera, Nymphalidae. The record is from RefSeq and is a predicted model, not a curated record. Gene Ontology annotation, cellular component: membrane. The transcript is spliced from 3 exons.